CUCGUCUGCGUGCCUCUCGAAAUUACCUGUUCCACCAGAGCUGAUGUGAGCGCCAGUUGGCGAGCACAUGCCACGUUGGGAGAAGAGCCAAAACUGAACCAAACUGUCUUUCCGGCAACGAGGAGCUCGAGAAGACCAUUUUACUUCACCCACCUGCAGAAAACUCAGCCAAGUGGUUUUUGAACAGACCUCUGAAACAGCCUGAGCCCAGCGGGAACGCCAGAGACCUGCAAGGAUGCACUUGUUGUGUGCCAACUGCGUGUGCGCCCUCCUCGUCAGCGCGCUGCUCAGCCAAGUCAGCGGUUUGGAGACUGUUAUUGGCCAGUAUGGGGAAACGCUCGAGAUCCCAUGCAGCAAUGGAUCCAUAAAAGCAGAAGAUGUCUUCAUCACUAAAUGGAAAUAUGACAAAGGACAGGGACUUACAGAAAGCCUGCUGGUCAAGCAGAACAACCAGAAUGUCUCAAUCAGUGACACUGAAUACAAGGAUCGUGUCAGCAUGGCGACCACAAAUGCCAGCCUGCUGCUUUCGGCAGCCAAGCUGGCUGACCAACGGACUUUCACCUGCAUGGUGGUGGUUGGUGCAGACAUCAAAGAAUACCCAGUUAAUGUGGUGAUCUACAAAGUGCCAGCAGGUCUCGAUAUUUCUGACAAAGUAGAGGAACUGGAGAUUGGCAGACUUACUAAGCUUGGAACAUGUGUUGCAGAGGAUGCCAACCCACCAGCAAACAUUACAUGGCUGAAGAACAAUAGACCUUUGGUGGCUGAUGGGAAAAGGGUUUCCAUCCAAGCCAAAGUGCAGGUAAGCGAUCUUACUGGCCUCUCGACGACCACCUCUGUACUGGAGUACACAGCCGAGAAGGAAGACAACGAUGCCCAGUUCACGUGCAGCACUCAGCACAUUGAUGGUGCAGAGCUGGUGUCCUCUCCAGUGACCUUCACCAUCACCUACUCCACAGAGAAAAUCAGCCUUGUGGUCAAUCCUCAAAACCCUCUUGUAGGAGACAGUGUGACUCUGAAGUGCAUUGCAGAUGGUAACCCAGCUCCUACCAGCUUUAAUUUCCACCUUAAGGGAGAGUUGGUGAAAGUGGAAAAUGCAAAUACUUACACCAUCACGAACGUCUCACGUGAUACCACUGGUGAAUACAAAUGCUCCCUCAUUGAUAACCCCUUGUUGGAAGCAUCUGAGGACAUCACAGUCAACUACCUAGAUGUCAAUUUAAGCCUCUCCGGGAUUAUUAUCAAGAAUGUCAGCGAGGCCCUCGAUCUAGCUCUCCUGAUUGAGGCUUCCGGAGAGACAGAGGUCUCCUGGACACAGGAUAAUGUUAAACUGGAUAAAGAGCCCAAGUUUACCAACCUGACGUACUCCCACUCUGGCCGCUAUGAGUGCACAGUGACGAUGGGGCUCCUCAGCCGAAAAGUUGGUUUUGAGCUGGUUGUUGAAGGUAUUCCAGUGAUCAAACGGCUGUCCGAAAAGCGUGGUGAAGACAACCAGCAUACAGUCUUGGGGCUGUCCCAAGAUCCUGGUGAAGACAACCAGCAUACAGUCUUGAUUUGUGAGGUUGAAGGUUUCCCAGAGCCGGUUGUUUCCUGGAGCAUCAAUGGCACCUCGCUUUAUGAAAGCUUUGACCACGGAAAGAUAACACACAAGAUCACAGUUGUGCCUACUGCAAAUCUUACUGUCUCUUGUACAGUGAUUAAUAAGAUUGGCAUGGACACCAGCACUAUAAAUGUAUCGUCCUUAUAUGAGGCUGUGAGAAUGGCUAAACAAGACCAGUCAGAUCACAGUGACCAGACCAAGAUGGUGGUUGGCGUUGUCGUCGGUCUGCUCAUUGCCACGGUGAUUAUAGGCCUGGCAUACUGGCUCUACAUGAAGAAAUCUAAGCAAGGCAGCUGGAAGACUGGGGAAAAGGAAAAUGGGUCUUCUGAGGAGGAGAAAAAACUGGAGGAGAAAGUGGAGGAGAACAGCCAGAAAGCUGAGGUGUAGAAACAGCAACUGUCCUUUGGGAAUGUGAAAGUGAGAACAUGGAACCUUUGCACAUUUCUCUUCACCUCUGUCUUUGGGGAAAAACAAACGAGUGUACAUUGGGAUGAAGACGGUCUGGAUUUGGUUUCAGGGAGUAUUUUACUAAAAAGCAUAUCCAAACACGCCCCUCUCUCCUCAAUCCCUCCUCCAUUCCUGAAAAAAAUGAAUGGAUACUGUAUGUGAUAUACUUGUCUGCACUACUGAUACAUGUGUAAACGUGUCUACUAUUAAGAUUUGUGUUUGUUAGAAUGGAAUUCGGGAAACAGAAAAUGCAGAUCUUUUUGAUUUUGUAGUUGAUACAAGUAAAAAAAAGAUACUACUAGACCAGUUGCCUUUGAUGUAAGGAUGUGUAGGCCUGCGUUAGUCUGACUUUUUGGCCCUUGGAGACACAGCAGGGACCGAGGGACAUCAUCACUGUCACAUCUUAGUUUCACGUCAUCACAAACAACCUCUGCCUUCAACAUCAGUUCAGCUCUGUCUGUUCAUUUGCGUUCAUUUGAGCUCACUCAUUCAGGUGGAAAAUGUGUUGAAGUUGAAACAAAAUCUCUGAAAAGGGCUAAGGGUAUGUUGUUAUACUCAGCAGUAGUUAUAGGUGGUAAUAUGAUUUCCAUGUUGCAAUGCAGAAAGUAGAUGACGUGCCACAGUUUUUUGGCAUUAGAUGAUUUUUUUUUCUCUGAUUCUAUUCAAAGAAACCUGGAGCAAAAAUGACAAAUAAUUCAUUUUUGCCUGUCUCUCCUUUUUUCAACAAACACAACCCCUGUAUAACACAAGCAAGUGGAUUAUUGCAAGAAUGUAUAAACAUAAUAAGUCAGCUCGUUUUAAUGGCUCCACUUUGGCUGCACAGCUUGUUUGAUAUAAAGCAAUGGUUUGUUUUCGUGCUUUUCCCAAGAAAAUGUCCUUAACCUCUUAGUCAUGAAAGAAUAUUUUAGUUUAUCUGUCAAGACUGUAAGUGAAUUCUCAGUCUGUGCUCCAUCAGUGUCUACGUAUGAUUUGGGAGCGUUUUGUAAUCAAGGACACAGAAUGGGCAGGAUGUUUGACUUAAAGUAGCCGUUAAGAAUUGUUUGCUUUCUUCUGAAAAUCAACCUGUAAAUGCUUUAGUUUGUGAUGGGUUCAUGUUUUUAUGUCAAAUUUUUGUAGGAUAUGAUGGAAUAUACGAAGCUGUACAUGUCACAGUUUUGGUCCCUUAACAGCAUUUAUUCAUUUGAAAAUGUAUCAAGACCAGUAUGUAAUUGUGAAGUGUGGUUUGUCUUUUUGUUUUUGUUUUGUUUUUUGCUAUUUAUAUUGUACAGGAUAAAAUAUCCUGGUAGGCUGAUUCAACAACUGCCGCAUAAUCAUAAAUUGGAGUCAUUGAUAAAUUGCUUGCAGACUUUACAAAAGUGUAAUUAAGUCUUCAGUAGGUUUCUCAGUCUCUGGUUGAAUAAUAGAUUCAGCAUGUGAUCAUCUCAGACCUCCAAGCUGCUGAUUGCUGCCUACCUUGUGUAAAACCAUCAAAUUGGAAGAAUGACCAAAGAAAGUGAACAUUGCCAUGCAAGUAUUGUAAAUAUAUAGUUUGUUUUUGUACUUUUGUUUAAAAUAAAAUGUACAUUUGGAAAAGUUA
Monopterus albus (swamp eel) is the source of this 3620-nucleotide messenger RNA. Its product is annotated as CD166 antigen homolog. Gene Ontology annotation, cellular component: adherens junction; plasma membrane. Bases 236 to 1984 code for a protein of 582 amino acids. The record is from RefSeq and is a predicted model, not a curated record. Lineage: Eukaryota; Metazoa; Chordata; Actinopteri; Synbranchiformes; Synbranchidae. The transcript has 16 exons. Gene Ontology annotation, biological process: homophilic cell-cell adhesion; heterophilic cell-cell adhesion.